GGUUCGCUUCGCUUUAAAGUAGACGGCAACAAAGAAAGUUCAAAAUGAGUAUUCACAAAAGUUUUGUAGAUUUAUGGGUUUUUUUGCAAAUUGCAGCGGGUCAAACAAGUUCAAAAACUAGUGCUGACUAACCACUCCGCCCACCUGGAGUACAUUUCGGUGUACGCCGAUGUACAAUUAAAAGGUGAGUGGAUCUAUUACAGGUGAGAAUAUGUACGGACCUCCAGUGGAUUUAUCCUUCAAGCACAUCAGCAGUUUGUCAGAUGCAUGGACAGAGGAACCGAGCAGAACUCUGCGACCUUUAAAGAGAAAUUCAAAGAUGAAGUACCUGAGCUGCUCCCUUCGUCUCAAUAACAACAACAUCACUGACCUUUAUGACCUCCAGAGGACUGUUAACCACUUCCUGGCUGAGCCGUCACAGCUCGCCUGGCUGGACCUUUCCUUCAACAAUAUAUCACACAUAGAUCAAGUUCUAUGCGAGCUACAUGAACUGCGUGUGUUGUAUCUCCAUGGCAAUAGCAUUUUUAUACUGUCAGAGGUGGACAAACUGGGAGUGCUACCACAUCUACACACCAUCACUCUGCAUGGAAAUUUGAUAGAAAGCAACAAGGUUUACAGGAAUCGUGUGAUUUCUGUUCUGCCUCGAUUAAAGAAGAUGGACUUCAGUGCUGUGACACCCCAGGACCGAGUCAUGGCGGAGAUUUGGCAUCAGAGCCACAAACGCAGCACAGGCAGCAAGGAGACUCUCCAGUGACCGCUGGCUCGCCGCCAUCGGGGUGUUAAAACCAGUUUCACUGGCACCUCCACUGCUGUAAAACCUCAUAUAUUGUGUAACUCUGUAUAUCUGUGGAGUAACCCGCACUGUAUUUAAUGUUUUGUCCAUUUUUAUUUUGAUGAAAUAAAGAGUUUAUUAUUGGAUAGUCCAAAGAGAAGUCAUCAACACUUUAUCACAUGAUAAUAAAAUGAUAGGGAGGAAAUUUCACUGAACAAUCCUGAGAUACUGACUGUGACAUGCUGUAGAUGCAAAUUCUCUGAUACUGUUGCAAACAUGAGUACAUUUUCUGUAAUAUUUUAAUAUUGUUAUGGAUUAUUUGUUUAUAACAAAGUGGCAUAGCAGUUAUUAAUGUUAAUGACUUUCUCUGUAGCAUAACUGAACGCAUCACAUCCCAAAUAUGAGCAUGUGGAUGUACGAUUUAUUAAGACACGUGUUAUGUUAAAAAUCUUUAAUGAAUUAAUUAAACCAAGAAAAACAAAAACUCGUAAAACUUUUUGGUACUAGCCUAAGAUAUUACAAACAUAUUUCAGGUAGUAUAACACAUUUGAGUAACAAACAAAACAGAAAAAAAAAAUG
Anoplopoma fimbria (sablefish) is the source of this 1351-nucleotide messenger RNA. RefSeq names its product leucine rich repeat containing 51 (gene lrrc51). The record is from RefSeq and is a predicted model, not a curated record. The transcript is spliced from 5 exons. NCBI's taxonomy places the organism in Eukaryota, Metazoa, Chordata, Actinopteri, Perciformes, Anoplopomatidae. The coding region runs from base 212 to 754 and encodes 180 amino acids. Gene Ontology annotation, molecular function: protein binding.